UCGGCCGCUAUUUUGUACUGCUACUACCCGUCUUCCCUCUCGCGUCGUUCGCUUUUCCCCUGUUAUGAGUCGAAGGCAAGUCUUUGGGAUAAAUAUGUCCAAAGUAUUCCUCGCACCGCGUUCCUUUGUCCUCACGCUUUCUUCUUCCUCCUCCUCUUCUGGAUCCUCUUCUUUAGAGCUUUCGAAGAACUCGUGAUCUUUCACCUCCGAUCGACCAGAAAAAAGGCGUCUACUUUCGUGUUCUUGGGGUCUGACCUUGGCGGGAGAGAUAAUGGAGAAGUACGAGCUGGUGAAGGAUAUCGGGUCGGGCAACUUCGGCGUGGCGCGGUUGAUGAGGGACAAGGUGACGGGAGAGCUCGUCGCCAUGAAGUACAUCCCCAGAGGCCAAAAGAUCAACGAGAACGUCGCGAGAGAGAUCAUUAACCAGCGGUCGCUUUGCCAUCCCAAUAUCAUCCGAUUCAAAGAGGUCGUGCUGACGCCCACGCAUCUGGCGAUCGUGAUGGAGUACGCCGCCGGCGGAGAGCUCUUCGAGCGCAUCUGUCACGCGGGAAGAUUCAGCGAAGAUGAGGCAAGAUAUUUCUUUCAGCAGCUCAUCUCCGGCGUCAGCUACUGCCAUUACAUGCAAAUCUGCCACCGCGAUCUGAAACUGGAGAACACGUUGCUCGAUGGCAGCCCGGCGCCGCGCCUCAAGAUCUGCGACUUCGGUUACUCCAAGUCGUCGUUGCUCCACUCUCGCCCCAAGUCCACGGUGGGUACGCCGGCAUACAUCGCCCCCGAGGUGCUCUCCCGGCGUGAGUACGACGGCAAGAUGGCUGAUGUGUGGUCAUGUGGAGUAACAUUGUAUGUGAUGCUGGUGGGAGCGUACCCAUUUGAAGACCCGGACGACCCCAAGAAUUUUAGGAAGACCAUGGCGUUGGACUGUCUUCUUCGAUUGCAGAGGAUAGUUUCAGUGCAGUACAGAAUACCCGAGUACGUUCAUAUUUCCCAGGAUUGCAGACAACUGAUAUCCAGGAUCUUUGUUGCUGACCCAUCAAAGAGGAUUACUGUGAGGGAGAUAAGGAACCACCCUUGGUUCUUGAAGAACUUGCCCAGGGGACUAACAGAGGUAGCACAAGCAAUGUACUACAAGAGGGAUGCCAGCGGACUUGCCUACUCUCUUCAAAGCGAGGAGGAGAUAAUGAAGAUUGUUGAGGAGGCAAGGAUCCCGCCGGCGGCGUCAACACCAUCGACGGCAGGCUCGGGUUGGGCCAAGGAAGAUGAGCAGGAGGAGGGCAAGCAAGAGAAAAGGGAGACCGAAGAGGAAGAAGAAGAAGAAGAAGAAGAAGAUGAUGAUGAUGAGUAUGAGUAUGACAUGAGGGUCAAGGAAGUGCAUGCCAGUGGAGAAUUUCCAAUUAUAUGUUUGGAUCAAUGAGAGAAUCUUCGUUGUCUUAUAUGCUGCUAAUUAAUCUUAUUGUACUGUUUAUAUCGAUGAAUGUUGAUAUGUUUGCAACAGAUGAAA
This is a messenger RNA of Musa acuminata subsp. malaccensis (wild Malaysian banana), 1498 nucleotides long. Lineage: Eukaryota; Viridiplantae; Streptophyta; Magnoliopsida; Zingiberales; Musaceae. The record is from RefSeq and is a predicted model, not a curated record.